GAUAUACCGAACUGGAUGCCGAAGCCGAAAAUGAGAUCUUUAAUCAGAAGAAUAUGCACAAUAAUGGUUUUAUAAUUAAGCCUCCGUUACAUAUGAUCGACAAAGAACUGGUAAACCACGGAAAUCACUUGUCCCCCGCCAGAAUCGGGACGCCAAGCGGACGUCGACCUGGUCGCCCAAG
This is a messenger RNA of Acaulospora morrowiae, 181 nucleotides long. Lineage: Eukaryota; Fungi; Glomeromycota; Glomeromycetes; Diversisporales; Acaulosporaceae. The record is from the annotation of a GenBank genome assembly.